This is a messenger RNA of Fimicolochytrium jonesii, 363 nucleotides long. RefSeq lists its product as uncharacterized. The record is from RefSeq and is a predicted model, not a curated record. Gene Ontology annotation, molecular function: iron chaperone activity; ferric iron binding; ferrous iron binding. The annotation marks the transcript as partial. NCBI's taxonomy places the organism in Eukaryota, Fungi, Chytridiomycota, Chytridiomycetes, Spizellomycetales, Powellomycetaceae. Gene Ontology annotation, cellular component: mitochondrion. Gene Ontology annotation, biological process: intracellular iron ion homeostasis; iron incorporation into metallo-sulfur cluster. The transcript has 3 exons.
UCACCUAGCCAUCCGCUGACCGAUCGCGAAUACCACGCGCUAGCUGACAGUGUCAUGGAAUAUCUGGAGCACACGUUAGAAGAGAUAGGAGAGGAGGCCAACAUCACGGGGUUUGAUGUUGUGGUAGCGGCUGGGGUUCUAAAUCUGUCGCUGGGCGACAUGGGGACAUAUGUUAUCAACAAGCAACCGCCAAAUAAGCAGAUAUGGCUGUCCUCACCGAUAAGUGGCCCCAAGCGGUUUGACUAUGUCCCAGCAACAAAGCAUUGGACAUACUUACGGACGGGGGAACGUCUUGCUGACUUACUCUCAGCGGAGCUCUCAGCCCAUCUGAAGCAGGAGGUUAAGCUAUCGGAGGACUUAUAA